This is a messenger RNA of Magnolia sinica, 1296 nucleotides long. Its product is annotated as zinc finger CCCH domain-containing protein 14-like. The transcript is spliced from 3 exons. Gene Ontology annotation, molecular function: mRNA binding; metal ion binding. Lineage: Eukaryota; Viridiplantae; Streptophyta; Magnoliopsida; Magnoliales; Magnoliaceae. The coding region runs from base 186 to 1076 and encodes 296 amino acids. The record is from RefSeq and is a predicted model, not a curated record.
AAUUUAAACCGACGUUUGAAAUCCCGCCUUUUUAUUCCUUACGCCGCAAGGGUUCUCCCUCUUUCCUCGACCUUUUUAGGGUUUCGUUAUAUUUUUUUUAAAUUUCUCAAUUUUCAGUUUUUAGGUUUUCUGUUUUUUCCCCCUUCCUUUCAUCUCUUCGUUUCGAUCUCGAUCCGUUCGUCGCUAUGGAUUCUUUUGGUUCCGCGCGGAAGAGGAUACGGUCCGACGGUGCAUUGAAUGGAAAUGCCGGAUCGAGGCGGCCCAAGCAAGAAUCGGAGUCCUUUACAACUGGAAUAGGAAGCAAAUCGAAGCCUUGCACAAAGUUUUUCAGUACUGCUGGAUGCCCAUUUGGUGAGGGCUGCCACUUCUUGCACUAUGUUCCUGGGGGCAUCAAUGCUGUCUCUCAGAUGACCAAUCUUGGCAAUCCUGCUGUCCCUCCAAUUUCUAGAAACCCAAUGGUCCCCCACCAGACCAUUCCUGACGGCUCAUCUCCACCGACUGUGAAAACCCGCAUGUGCAACAAGUAUAGCACAGCAGAAGGCUGCAAGUUCGGUGACAAAUGCCAUUUUGCCCAUGGUGAGAGGGAGCUUGGCAAGCCCAUCAUUCCAUCGCAUGAGGAGCGCCAUCUGCCACCCCACCGUCGGGUCGAGCCUGCCCUUCCAGGCCUUGCAGCUGCUGCAAGCUUUGGUGCCUCCGCCACCGCCAAGAUCAGUGUCGAUGCCUCCCUUGCAGGUGCCAUCAUUGGGAAGGCUGGGGUCAACUCGAAGCAGAUCUGUCGCGUCACUGGUGCCAAACUUGCCAUACGCGAGCAUGAGACAGAUUCCAACCUUAGGAACAUAGAGCUUGAGGGGACCUUUGAUCAGAUCAAGCAGGCUAGUGCAAUGGUCCGAGAGCUGAUCGUCAACAUUAGUGCUGCCAUUGCCCCGACAAAGAACCCCCCUGGUGCACCGCCUUCGGCCCAAGGGAGCAAUUUCAAGACUAAGCUGUGUGAAAAUUUUGCAAAGGGCUCGUGCACAUUUGGGGAACGGUGCCACUUUGCGCAUGGUGCCAGCGAUUUGCGCAAAUCCGGAAUGUAAGCACCCUAUCUCUCUCUGUCUCUCCAUUGCUUCCCUCUUCCAUUGAUUUAGUUUUUGGGAACUGCAUGCCAAUCAAGUGGAAUUGUAGUGUGUAAGAGCUCUGUUUGAUGAUGCAAUACAAUGUUAAAACUCCUUUUAGAAGCUUGGGAUAUUUUGGGUUUCAACUGGCAUGUUUGGGCUGCAGGGGCUUCUAUUUCUAAUGGAGAAAAUUUUCAAACUC